AUGCAUUUAGAACGCCGAGCUCAGUUCCCGUACUGCCGCUGCAACCGCGGCAAGGUCAACAAUCCGUACGACUUGAUCUUCAACUCCUCUAGGUUGCUGAGAGAUGGAACCAUCCGAAGCUGCUUCCGCGUGGCACAGAUCCUGAGCUGUGGCGGUCUGAAGGACCGGGCGAAGAGCUGCUGUGAAUCAACGCUGAAAGACUUUCGAAAAUUGGAGCUUGAGGCGGGUGAAAUUUCGGACCCCGCGAACCCUCAUCUGGCAGCCACCGAGCCUCAUCUAGCUGUCCCGAAGGCGGCCGGGCGCCUCAUCUAG
This is a messenger RNA of Volvox carteri f. nagariensis, 312 nucleotides long. RefSeq lists its product as uncharacterized. The transcript has 4 exons. The coding region runs from base 1 to 312 and encodes 103 amino acids. The record is from RefSeq and is a predicted model, not a curated record. NCBI's taxonomy places the organism in Eukaryota, Viridiplantae, Chlorophyta, Chlorophyceae, Chlamydomonadales, Volvocaceae.